This is a messenger RNA of Gadus morhua (Atlantic cod), 1588 nucleotides long. RefSeq lists its product as uncharacterized. The record is from RefSeq and is a predicted model, not a curated record. The transcript is spliced from 2 exons. Bases 52 to 906 code for a protein of 284 amino acids. NCBI's taxonomy places the organism in Eukaryota, Metazoa, Chordata, Actinopteri, Gadiformes, Gadidae.
GUGAAACGUGGUGAGAAGGGUUCUGCACCCCCAUAAGAAACAGGUUUGUAAAUGGAGGAGAUGAAGAGGGACCACAGAGAAGAGAAUCCGGCAAGGAACCCCCAAGCUAUGACUUUCGGCUUUGGUUCCACACUGAGAUCAAACUAUGGUUUGAAAUCGUGGUGUCGGCAGAUGUUCUCCGAGGAGAUGGCGCUGUCCACCCCCAUGGGCCUUCUCCGGCGGUUCCUUCUUCUGAAACAAGUGACGGUACUUCUGUCUCCCCGUUGCGCCAUGCUGCCCCUGGUGGUGGGUUGUGUGAUCAGCAUGAAGGCCCUGUCGUUGCUGCGCUCGCCCCACAUCUCAACCAAGCCCUCCAGCGUCUUCCUGCGGCAGCUUGCCCUUGCAGGCCUCCUCCCCCUCCCCUACCUGGCACUGCGGCUGGCGCUGACCACCCUCGACCUCGCUGUGAUGGAGGCUGCUGCGCCGGGAGGGGUGGCCCAGGAGACAGCAGGAAGGUGGGUGUGGUGGUGGCGGAGCUGUGCGGUGCCGUGCGUGUUGGCUGAGAAGCUCCUGGAUGCCCACCUGCUGGCCUCGCUCAUCCUGUUGGGGCUUCUGGGGCUAGAGGGGGUGCUGGUGUCUCGUUGGCCCCUCCAGACGCGCGGGCUCAGGACAGCCCGGUACGCCCAGCUCAGCUGUGGCCUGGUGUGGGUUGUGGUGUUGCUGGAACUACUGCUCCCGGAGGUGGAUUUCAGGUGGACGGCUGGGGUGAUGCCGGUCACCCGGACAGACGAUGUGAGCGUGAGCUAUGGGCUCGCUCUGCCAAACUCCUCCCUCUAUCUGAGGAAGGCUCUUUGGGUGGUGAAUGUAUGGUUUCACUAUUUUGUCAUCUAUUGCAGACCACAAAAGAGAGACGGCUGCUUCCACUAGACUUCCUUUCACUGAGGUGGACAGUUCCAUGAUGUGGUUGUUUUUCAUGUGUUAUUUCAGAAGAGUAUCUAUUGAUAAUCUAAAAUUAGGCUUCAUGGGAGAACCUCUGUGAAUUAAUUGACCCCCUGUUAGAGGGCUGAGCUUAAAGUCAAAAUGUUGACAGGUUCAGAAGUGGCAUUAGAACACUUGCUACGGUCAAGGAGUGGGACCAAAUAUACGUUGCCGUUGAAUGAAGGCAGCAUUGUGCCAAAGGAAAAAUACGUUUUUAAAUUAUUAUUAUUUUUUAAAUAGAUUCCCAAAGAUUUCCCGUAUGUUUCCGUGUGGUUUGAGCUGUUGACAUUACGACUUCAAACCCCCCAAAAAUAAAUCAUGGCAUAUAUAAAUAAAUUCAAGUUCUUCUGGAGAGGCUCUCUAAGCAGUACAGUUUGAGCAAGUGUGCCGAGCAUAGCGCCUCGGAAACUGUGGCAUGGUAAAGUGAGUGUUCAUCCAAAUAAUGUCACACACACACACACACACACACACACACACACACACACACACACACACACACACACACACACACACACACACACACACACACACACACACACACCUCCUCCGAUUUCCCCGCAUACACAAUACUGCCUCCAGCAGCAACGACUGCCAAGAGUAAGUCAAAUGCAUGAAAUACUUGAAGAGUAUU